Molecule: messenger RNA, 889 nt
Organism: Cydia amplana
Lineage: Eukaryota; Metazoa; Arthropoda; Insecta; Lepidoptera; Tortricidae
Exons: 5
Coding region: 1-681 (226 amino acids)
Source: RefSeq, a predicted model, not a curated record
AUGUUUGGUGUUCGUUUGAUUGAGUUGGACUUUCAAUACAGCCAUCCUAAAAGGGACAUCUCACUGUUUGUGAAGUUUCCAGAGUUUUUAGAAAAAGCUAAUGCUGCUUUUAUUGGCGUGAAAGUAUUUCAAGAUUUGAAGAUCCUCUUCAACAACACAACAAAAGAAGACACGAAAACAUUUAUUGCUUUGUCCCUACUUUGUGGGAAACUUGUCCCGACUGUCGGCAGAUCUGAUAAUAGAAGGAAACAUAAAGACGAAAAGCGAUCGUCAAAGGAUUCACCUGAACAAAAAAAAUAUAACAAACCGACCAUAUUAGAAUCACGUGACAGGUUGACAUUGCAUGUGAAGACUCAGAGUGACAUUCAGAAUUGCCUUGCAACACGUCGGGAUAUCCACCUUAAGAAAGGACUCACAUGCCAACCAGUGGUAAUUUGCAUCGAGCCAGACGUCGAAAAUAUUACGGAGUUCUACGUCUAUUUUGAUGACGUCACUUACCAGCUGGAGUCUCUUUUAAAAGCUGUUGACAUUUGCUUCAAAACCUUUCAUGUAUUUGAUAUAAAAUAUCCCCGCGAGAGUAUUCAGCCGUGGAUGUUCAUACAAUGGUACUUUUAUGAAAUUCACACGCCACAAGAUCAUACAUUUCCGAGUGUUGCCACUUUAAUUGCAGAUUUAAUGUAAGUUACUAUCAAUGUUUCUUUAGUGAAAAUGACGUUUAAUUGCUUUAUCUGUAAUUUCGAGUUAAAAUCCCUGAAAGGUUUGUUUUUACAUUUCGACUUGAAACAUAAUAAUUUAUCUGAAUAUAGUUGUGCACAGUCUACAUGCAACAGACGCUUUCAAAAUAUAAAAAGCUAUAAAAGACAUCUACUCAGUCACAAUAUCUGUAAGC